This is a messenger RNA of Vitrella brassicaformis, 1441 nucleotides long. The record is from the annotation of a GenBank genome assembly. NCBI's taxonomy places the organism in Eukaryota, Vitrellaceae.
GGCAGAUCUCCUUUCCCCCCCUCUUCGCACGGCCGUAGGCGACGUCCCCUCUUCCCCCCAUGCAGCAGACGAGGUUGGGCGUUUGCCUUCUCACCCUCAUCUGUGGAGGUCACAUGUGCGGCGUCAGCAAUGCCGUCACAGCAGCAGCAUCAGCAGCUGGAUUCGUCCCCCCAACAGCUCCCCUCAUCCGUUCCAGAGGCGCAUCUCCCCACAGGCAGCCCGCACGGACGGCGACGAGCGCCAUGCCGGAGGCGCUGGGUGCUUUGUCAGGGGUGACCAAUCUGAUGUCAGAGGUGGUGGAGGUGGAGGGCGGCGGCUCGGCCAUCCUGAAUCUGGACCUGCUCGAGACAGGCAUGAUCAACUUGGCUAUCGCGUGGGUGCUCUUCUACAACUUCGUGUGGAAGGCCAUCGUCAACAAUAACAGGAACAUCGAGCGCGAGAAGGUCAAGGAGUUCGCAGAAGACGAGAAGGCCGCUGCCGACGUGGCCAGGGAGAUCUACGCACACAACCAGGGCAUCGACUCGCUCGACGAGAAGAUGCAGCAGCUCAAGACGGCGCUGGCGGCCAAGGGCGGCAAGAUGGUCGAGACGGCGCGUGAGGACUUCACCACCGCCCUGGACAAGUUCACCGCGAGCGAGGAGGCCAACGUCAAGGAGCACGCCAAGCAGAUCGUCACGGCGCGUGAGGACAUCAAAGUGGGCAAGGCGCUUGAGGAGGUGGUCAAGCAGAAGCUGCUGCAGCGGCGGCUGCUCCUCAAGCUGCGGGCCGCGUCGGGCAGCAAGGAGCUGGACCCCUUCAUGGCCUCACUCAACGUGUACGACCCCGGCCUGCCCGACUGGGCCCUGACGAGCAAGUACCUGGGCUUCCACCAGCAGUUCGCCACGCCGCCGGCCACAGACAUUGCCGUCAACGAUGUGGUGCUGAGGGCGCUGGCCAAGAUGCAGGCCAAGAAGGAGGGAAGGGCGGACGACGAGCAGGUGCUGCUCAACAAGGCACUCAGGUCCGUCGUCGCCGCAAACGCUUUCGAGAAAUCACUCGCUGACUAGGGGCUGCAGGGAGGGAGGGAGGACAGGCAGUUUUGGUUUGUGAAGCUAGAUGAGGGAGAGAGCGUCUUGAUGGGAUUUUUGGACGCUCUGAUAGGUGCUGUGUCUGUCUGUCAUUUUCCACCCCCACUCUCCCGCCGUAUCUUGUUUGCCGCGUGUUGUGGCACGGACGACCCCUACGCCACCACCGACGCAUGGAUGCAUUGAUGCACGAGAGCAUUGAUGCACGAAGCCAUGCUUCGAUGGUGGCAUGAGGAGCGCGGGAGGGCCACAACAAGCAGCAAGACAAGGUCGGGGGAGUGCAGUUGUGUACCCGAUGUGAGAUCUUUCAAGUGACAGUGACACACACGUGCAUGUCGUAUGUACACAUACGAACAAUCAAUCGUAUGCUUGGUCCU